UCUUCGGCUUCUAAUUUAGAUGACCUUUUAAAUGGAUAAAUAACCAAUUCCUUUGCUAUCUAGGGAAAUAAUAUCUACAACAGUGGAAUAAUUAUUUUAGAAGUUUAAAAUGCUGACACAGUGUAACCACCAUAACUCCCAGUUAAUGAGUGGAAUUCUUCACCAUCAGAAUUCUCAGUUAUCUGUGCCACGCAUUGGCCCUGCAACAGGCUUCCACUUCAGAGAUGUCUCAGUGCCGAGUGGGAAGCCAGGCUGGAAUGAUCCUCGGGUGAAAAUGGAAGCUUGGUCGAAGCCCCAUAGGAAGUUUAGAGUGAGCCUGAAUCCCAGGCCAAAGCCGUCCUUGUUGAGCAGGAGGGCUCCUUUUGCUGAACGAACAAUGAGUGCAGGUUUCAGUGGGUACGAUAAAAAAAUUGGACAAAUGGACUUUCUGCCCCAGUACAGUUCUUUCAGUGAUCCUCAUCUUUUUAAUUACUAUGCUCGGAAGUUUGGCUAUGAGCUUGCUCCUAGACCUCCUCUUUCUGCCAGGCGCCCAAAGAGCGCACCUGUACCAAACUAUCGGCAUGGCAUCUCCAGUUCAGGGUCCACCAAGGAGGGCAAAGUGCUUUACAAAGUAACAGUGAAGACUGCGGACAUGAAACAUGCCGGCACAGAUGCCCGGGUAUAUAUACGUAUGAAAGGCUCCAAAGGUAAAUUCAAUAAGAAGAGACUUUUUAAACACUCUGGCUCCAACAAAUCUAGUCACACCAGCUCUUUCCAGUUCGCUGCGGGAUCCUGCCACACGUUCAAUUUGUUUGGGCCAGACAUUGGAGAUAUCAAGAGCAUUUUUCUGGAGCACGAUGGCCUGCAGAAGGAUCAGGCUUGGUUUGUGGAGGAGGUGUCUGUCACCAACACGGUGAGAGACAAGAGCUGGAGUUUCCCCUGCCAGAGCUGGCUGUCCCUGUUUCACAUGGACUGCCAGCUGGGCCGAAUCUUUACUCCAGCGGGCAGCAGAGACCUGGAUCUGCCACCGCACCCCCAUCCCAAGCGCACAGUUUAUGAAGUCGUCACAGUCACUGGAGAUGUCAGAGGAGCAGGAACUGAUGCCAAUGUAUUUGUCACUCUCUUUGGAGAGUAUGGUAUUACUCCUAAAGUCCACCUUGCCAGCAAGAGCAGGACAGCUUUUGAGAAGAACAAAACUGAUGUUUUCAGAAUCAAAACCAAUAAUGUUGGGCCUAUAAAAAAAUUAAGGAUUGAGCAUGACAACACCGGAAUGAACGCUAGCUGGUUCCUGGACAGGGUGGUGGUCACCGAUAUGAACAGACCCCACCUGCGCUUUUACUUUGCCUGCAACAACUGGCUCAGCAGAGAGGAGGGAGAUGGGCUUUUUGUACGAGAUCUGUUGGGCAGCCUGAACCCUAUGGAUGUACCAAAACUUAACAAAUAUAUUGUCAGCGUAUUCACUGCAGAUGUGAAGGGCAGUGGAACUGAUGCAGAUGUCUUCAUUAAUAUUUUUGGGGAGAAUGGAGAUACAGGUGAAAGAAGGCUUGACAAUGACAAAGACAACUUUGAAAGGGGAAGUGAGGACAAAUUCACCAUUGAAGCCCCUAAUCUGGGUCGUCUGAGGAAGAUUACCAUUGGCCACAACAACAAAGGCUCCUCUGCUGGCUGGUGUCUUGAUAAGGUGAUAGUGGAUGACCUGGGAAAUAAGGCAGUGUAUGAGUUCCCAGUGAACCGCUGGUUUGCAAUAGAUGAGGAUGAUGGGAAAAUUCAAAGAGACAUUUUAGUGGGAGGCACACAACCCACAGGUAUUGUCUACAAUGUCUCUGUGGUGACUGGGAAUGUCAGAGGUGCUGGCACAAACUCCAAGGUUCAUAUUAUCCUACAUGGCUCCAAGGGACUGAAGAACAGUGGCAAGAUAUUCCUGGAGGGGGGCCAGUUUGAACGGGGGCUCACAGACAUUUUCAACGUUGAGAUCGCUGCUCUCCUCAGUCCGCUCAGCAGGGUCACCAUUGGCCAUGACAACUGUGGGGUCAGCGCAGGGUGGUACUGCGAAAAGGUGGUGGUAUACUGCCCCUUUACUGGUGUCGAGCAGACAUUUCCUUGCAGCAAAUGGCUGGAUGAAGAAGAGGGAGAUGGGCUGAUUGAGAGGGAGCUUUAUGAAAUGGUGUCACUUCGUCAAAAGAGGCAGAAAAAACACCCCUGGUCCCUGUGGAUCUGGACCAGUGAUCUGAAAGGUGCAGGAACAGAUGCCAACGUCUUCCUGCAGAUUUAUGGAGAAAAGGGGAAGUCCGAUGAAAUGAGACUAGAUAAUAAUUCAGACAACUUUGAAGCUGGACAAGUCGAUAAAUUUAUGAUUGAGCUACCUGAUUUAGGAACUUUGUUUAAAAUUAGAAUUUGGCACGAGAAACGACACCCAUUUGCUGGUUGGCAUCUGAGCAAGGUCACAUUAAUGAAGACGUUGACAAAGGAGAAGUACACAUUUAACUGUGGCCGCUGGCUGGACGUCAAUGAAGACGACAAUGAGAUAAUCAGAGAGCUGCCUGCUCAGGGUGAAAUCGUCAAAGAUCCUCUUUCAAUUGUUAAGUACAGAAUCACAAUCUGCACGGGGAAUGUCAGCGGGAGUGGCACUGACGCCAGUGUCUUCCUAUGCCUAUUGGGGGAACUUGGAGACACUGGAGAACGGGUGUUGUACACCAGCAAGAACAACGUCAAUAAGUUUGAGAAGGGAAAUGCAGAUGAGUUUCUGAUAGAGGCAGUGUCCUUGAAGCGUGUGAGGAGGGUGAGGAUUGGUCAUGAUGGCAGAGGAGGAGGCUGUGGCUGGUUCCUGGACAAAGUGGUGGUGAGGGAGGAGGGGAAACCAGAGACAGAAGCCACUGAAUUUCCCUGCUACAGGUGGCUUGACAGGAAUGAAGAUGAUGGUCAGAUAGUGCGUGAGUUAGUACCAUCUGGAGAUGCAAAGAUGCUUCACAACAUCAGUUACCACAUUGCUGUGAAGACAGGCAAUAUCAGUGGUGCCAGCUCAGACUCAAAGGUCUACGUCAAGCUGUAUGGUGAGAAGGGAGAUACAAGCAAAAUGGUCCUGGAGGUUUCCGACAACAACCUACAAAAUUAUUUCGAAACUGGACGAGUCGAUGUUUUCACUAUUGAGACCUUUGAUAUUGGAAGAAUCAACCGACUCCUCAUUGGACACAACAAUGAAGGUCUGCGAGCUGGCUGGUUCCUGGACAGUGUUCAGAUCAAGGUGCCAGCCCAUGGCAAGCAGUACAUGUUCCCCAGUCACCGCUGGCUCUGCAAGGAUGAGGCAGAUGGGAAAGUGGAGAUAGAGAUCUACCCCAGCGAGAUUAUGGACAUUGAAAAAUUGAUUAAUUAUGAAAUAAAGGUGCUCACUGGUGACAAAUUUGCUGCUGGCACUAAUGCCAACGUCUUCAUCCAGAUGUAUGGGGACAGUGGAAAGACGGAGCUCAUCUACCUCAAAAGCAGAUCUAAUAACUUUGAAAGGGGUACAACCGAGAUAUUUAAGAUUGAGGCUUUUGAGGUAGGAAAGAUCUUCAAAAUCCGUAUUGGCCACGAUGGCACUGGCAUUGGAGAUGGUUGGUACCUGGAAUCUGUUGUCAUCAAGAGGCUCACCAUGUCUACAGUGCCGAAGGAGGACAAAAAGGACAAAAAGAAGAAGAAAAAGAAGAAGGGGGAGGAAGAGGAAGAAGAGGAGGCCAUCCCAGAGGAAGUGGUGGAGACCUAUACCUUUACCUGCCAGCGCUGGCUGGCCAGGAGUGAGGAAGAUGGGCAACUUGUGGUGGAGCUGUUACCAGACGAUGAUGGAAACCUGGAAGAGAACACCUAUGAAGUGCAUGUCUUCACUGGGAACAUGUGGGGCGCUGGGACAGAUUCCAAUGUUUACAUAAAUAUUUAUGGAGAAAUGGGAGACACAGGAGAACGUCACCUGAAAAAGUCGAAUAACCUCAAUAAGUUUGAGAAAGGACAGGAGGAUAUAUUUUCAAUCAGUGCGAUUGAUAUGGGUCCACUGAAGAAGCUGCGAAUUCGCCACGACAAUUCGCAGGCUCAUUCCGCCUGGUUUUUGGACCGAGUUGAAAUCACAGACUGCAAAGAUGACACAACAUACUACUUUCCGUGUCAGCGUUGGCUGGCAAUUGACGAAGAUGACGGUCAAAUAGCUCGUGAGCUGGUGCCAGUGGAUGAAGCGUUUAUGAAGAAGAAUUCAGACAGCGAUGAGCAGUCUCAGGCCACACUGGGACUGGAACAGAAAGCUCAGUCUACUACUUACACCAUAAGAGUUAAAACUGGGGAGAAGAAACAUGCUGGAACAGAUGCCAAUGUCUUUGCUAUACUGUAUGGAGAAAAGGAUGACACAGGAAUAAUAAACCUCAAAGCCUCUAAGACUCACAAGAAUAAGUUUGAAAAAGGACAGAUUGAUGAGUUUACUGUGGAGGCGGUAGAUAUUGGAAUGUUGAAAAAACUGAGAAUUGGUCAUGACAAUUCAGGGGGCUCCGCAGGUUGGUUCCUGGACUGGGUGGAAAUUGACGCUCCUUCCCUUGGUCAGAGGCUGCGGUUCCCUUGUGGCCGCUGGCUGGACAAAUCAGAGGAUGAUGGGGCGAUUGAAAGAGACCUCUAUCCAGCUGACCUUCAGACAGAGGAAUACGUCCCCUUUGUGCCUUAUGAGAUUACAACAUUUACAAGUGACAUCUUUGGAGCUGGUACUGAUGCCGAUGUCUUCAUUGUUCUCUAUGGGAGAGAUGGUGUCUGUACUCAGCAAAAAUCUCUUUGCGUCAAUAAGAGAGAAAGGCGAAUGUACUUUGAGAGAGAUUCUGCUGACAAAUUUAUUGUUGAGCUUGAAGAUAUUGGCGAUGUUAUUGAGAAGAUCCGAAUUGGACAUAAUGACAAGGGAAUAAACUCUGGGUGGCACUUGGACAGAGUGGAAAUCAGGAGGCUUCUGCGAAAAGGAAAGGGCUCAGAAACAGUCAUCUUCCCCUGUGAGCGCUGGCUGGCAAAGUCCGAGGAUGACGGGGAGACCGUGCGGGAGCUGGUGCCUUCGGAUAUCAUCCAGGAGAAGCUCCAGAGGGAUGGAACGCUAAAAACCAUGGAGACUACGGUAGAAGACGCCCUGGAAACUCACACAUACAAGGUGACUGUGAUCACGGGCGAUGUGUAUGGGGCUGGAACAGAUGCCAAUGUUUUCCUCACCAUCUACGGAGACUUGGGAGACACUGGAGAGCGGAAGCUCAGCAAGUCUGAGUCAAACUCAAACAAGUUCGAAAGAGGUCAGGUUGAUAAGUUCACGAUUGAAGCAGUGGACCUGGGCCAGGUCUAUAAAAUAAAAAUCCGCCAUGACAACACCAUGAUGAAUGCUGAUUGGUACCUGGAGCAGGUGGAGAUUGUGGAUGUAGACACGGAAGAAACAUAUUUAUUUCUCUGUGAAAGGUGGCUCUCCAAGAAAAAGGAAGACAAACGCAUAGAAAGAACUUUCUAUGUGAAGGGCUAUGAUGGGGAAAGAACAAGUCUUCACAGCUCAAAGAAGAGUCUGAAAGGUUCCUCAGUCAGUAUGAAGAGUCUGGAUAGCAACAUGAACAAGAAAAACAAGGGGAAGAACUCCCUAGAUGAGGCCCUUGAGGAGGGGCCAACUAUCCCUUACCACAUAACCAUCUCGACUGGAACAGAGCGGGAUGCCAGCACCACCAGCCGGGCCUAUAUUAUCAUCAUGGGCCCCCAGCAGGCUAAAACCGCACGCAUUUGGCUCGAUCUCUCUGAUGGCAAAAAGUGCUUCGCUGCAGGGACCAUGGAGAAAUUCGAGGUGCAAGGAACUGAUGUGGGGGAAAUCACAAAGGUUGAGCUGGGUCAUGACGGGGCCACUCCAGAAAGCUGCUGGCUGGUGGAUGAGCUAUCCAUUGCUGUGCCGACAAAAGGCAUCAUGUACAUUUUCCCGUGCAAAUGCUGGCUUGCGAAAGAUAGAGGAGACGGUCUUACAGCCCGCAUCUUCAGCGUUCUCGACGCAGAAAGCAUCAACAUUUCCCACAAGGUUUUAUAUGAAGUAACAGUUGUCACUGGAGACACUCAGAAUGCAGGGACUGAUGCCAACAUUUUUAUGGCAGUUUUUGGGGCCAGUGGAAGCACAGAAGAGAUGCUCUUACAGAAGAAUGAAGACAGGUUUGAGAGAGGUCAAGAAGAUGUCUUCAAUGUGGAAAUAGAUGACAUUGCACCCAUAAAAAAAAUCAGGGUUCGCACUGAUGGCAGUGGAAGUCGUCCAGACUGGUUCUUGGAUAAGAUCAUUUUACGGAAUAUGAGCACAGAAGAAGUGUCAGUUUUCACCUACAAUGAGUGGCUCUCCAAGACAAAGGGACCUAAGAGGACGACUGUAUGUGAGCUAGCAGCUGUGGUGGAUGAAGAGCAAUUAGUGGAGAAAACAACCUACACCAUACAAGUGAAAACCAGUGAUGUAUCAGGGGCUGGUACUGACGCUAAUGUCUUCCUCAUCAUAUUUGGAGAGAAUGGGGACACAGGAACCAUCGCUCUGAAAGAGAGCAAUAAGCGCAACAAGUUUGAGCGCAAGCAAACGGACGUGUUCAAGUUUCCUGACAUGCUGAGUCUGGGAGAGUUAUCCAAAAUCAGAGUAUGGCAUGAUAAUAAAGGUGCUGGUGCAGGCUGGCAUUUGGAGUUCAUAGAUGUACAAGAUGAAGUCAUGAAUAAAACAUUCCGCUUCCCCUGUGAUCGCUGGCUGGCAAAGGAUGAGGAUGAUGGCCAGGUUAUUCGAGAUCUUGCCUGUGCAAAUAACGACACUUUAGACCUCAACGAACGAACUCGAUAUGAAAUUGUUACAACAACCUGUGACACAGAUGACGCCGAAACGAAAGAGAAUGUGUGGAUUGUGCUUGAAGGAAAGAAGGGACGUUCUAAAGAAUUCCUCCUGGAGAACUCUUCAAAGAAAAAGAAAUUUCAACGGGGAGCAACUGACAGAUUUGAUUUUCCUUCUAAAACUAUCGGUGACGUUGCAACCAUCUGUGUUGGGCACUGUCCAAAAGAUGGCCGAAAAGUUUCAUCCAAAAACGAAGUUUUCUGGCACGUGCAGGAGAUUGUUGUCACAGAAAAGGAGCUUCAAAACAAGUAUGUGUUCCGGUGCAAUGCACAAAUCCCACUCUCAUCCAAAAGGGAUGAUUUCAAAACCUUUGAGUGUUCGAAAGUAAUGGAAAGCUUUGCCAGCAAAGCCCGGAGCCUGGUACCUGUUAAAUAUGAGAUAAUUGUGAUCACAGCAGAUGAGAAGGAUGCAGGGACUGAUGCCAAUGUCUUCAUCACCAUUUAUGGUUCAAACGGGGACUCAGGCAAACGAGCACUCAAGCAAAAGUUCAGGAACCUGUUUGAGCGUGGACGCACUGACCGCUUUCUACUGGAGAUGCUUGACUUGGGCGAGCUACUGAAAGUGAAAAUGGAGCAUGACAAUACUGGUUUGAAUCCCGGCUGGUUGCUGGAUCGUGUGGAGAUUACAAACACUGCCAAUGGUGUCACCACCAUCUUCCUAUGUGGAAAGUGGCUGGACACCAAAAGGGCGGACAGGCAGACUUAUAAAGUGAUUUAUCCCAAAUACUGAAGAGGUUAUUUUCAUAUUUUUCUUCUGUUUCUAUGAUAAUGCUAAGCACACCCUUUUAGUCAGGAAUACUCAAAAUAUAUCUUUCUCUUUUCUCACCUCCUCUUUUGCCAAUGCAAGGCAGAUUGUCAGGAGCACUUCAAAAAAGACGGUGUAAUUUCUUUUGGGGAGCACUUAUUUUAAUAUGAUGUUGAACAAGAGAAUGAAAAAGGCAAUCACAAAAAGUGGAACUUUCACAUCUUUGCCAUAAAUGUCUGCCUCAUUCUCAGGGUCACAUUGCUGGAUAUACUGUACAAUACACAGUAUGUGUUUGUGUCUGGUCUGAUUUGUGCUUGAUGUCAAAAACUACAUGAAAACCUUAGCAUUUUGUGAAAUUAAUCAUGAAAGCCUUUCCAAGGCAAUUGUAACCCAUCUUUUAUAAGUACAAUCUAAGCCUGCAUUUCUACCAGUAAUUCUUCUGUAACUGUACAUUAUUAUAACAUCAUGUUAAGAGAAACUACCGAAAACCAUCAUCUUUUGUUAUAUAGUGUUGACUGAAAAUUAAUUAUUUUUCAUUUAUUAUUAAUUAUUUAAAAUCAG
Messenger RNA from Lepisosteus oculatus (spotted gar), 8149 nucleotides. It is a transcript of the gene loxhd1a, whose product is annotated as lipoxygenase homology PLAT domains 1a. NCBI's taxonomy places the organism in Eukaryota, Metazoa, Chordata, Actinopteri, Semionotiformes, Lepisosteidae. The record is from RefSeq and is a predicted model, not a curated record. Gene Ontology annotation, molecular function: protein binding.